UUCUUCCGUUGCUUAGUUACUAACACUCUUUGAUUCUCUUCUUCUUCUUCUUCCCUUUUAUACCACACAGGUGAACUCUUUGUGACGGUCUCCACUUAGACACAAACAAGUAAAAAAACAGCAGGAAGAUCAUCUCAGAUAUCGUGAAGAAUGGCGGAUUGGGGGCCCGUGGUGAUAGCGGUGGUGCUGUUCGUGCUGCUGAGUCCGGGGCUGCUGUUCCAACUGCCGGGGAAGGGCAGGGUGGUGGAGUUUGGGAACAUGCAUACGAGCGGGAUAUCGAUCCUCGUGCACACCAUCAUCUUCUUCGGCCUCCUCACCAUCUUCCUCAUCGCUAUUGGUGUUCAUAUCUACACUGGAUGACCAUUACCUUAAUUUCCUUUUUAGAGAUUUGCUUAUCAUAUCUUUUAAUUUCAAUAUGCAUGUUAGGCAAUUUAUUUGAAACCCUGUUCAGAUUGUUUGUUUUGAAUUUGAGCAGGACUGUUAGAUUUUCUAAGUUUUUCCUUAUGAUCGAUAAAAAAAAUUGGUGAGGAUGUGUUUCUUAACCUGGGGAAAGCAUGUACUUCUCUCGACUUCUUUUUUAUGUGUGGAGUUUCUUGUAUUUUCCAAUUUUCGUUCAACGUUAUUGGUUUUUUACAUUUAAAGAGUCAUUCUUUGUUAUUUAUGAAUUAUAACAUGAUGACAAAUAUACAAAGUAACUCGUUAAAAUCACAAAAGAAAAUGUUUUGCUCAUUUCUUAAACUGUAAUUUUUAAAACUGUAGGCCCAAAAAAGAGAUUAUUUUUUAUAGUUACAUGACGAAUGAAUAAAUAAUCAUUUAUUUUUAAAUUUGAUAUUAAAAAUCAGAAUUAAUGUAUGUAUAUGCUUCUAAUGUUUUGCAUUGAUAUCAAAUUUAAAACUGAAUGAUUAUAAAUUCUUAAUCACUAUGUAAUCAAGAAAACGAAAUUAUAUUCCAGCGUGUGAAGCACUAUUUGCCCCUUUCCCUGCUUGCUUUCAAGCUGAACUGAGUCGAUUGACCCAUGCCAAUGAGAUCUAGACAAAACCACCCCAUUGCCGGUUUUAGAACACUUGGCAGUUUGAUAUCAUUUUCCUUUGGGCUUUUGACAUCUUCACAAGCUUCCUUCGUUGUAACUUGUACACUUGUAUCGCUUCCAUUUUAAUGCACUCCUACUGACUUGUUCAUUCAA
Molecule: messenger RNA, 1183 nt
Organism: Pyrus x bretschneideri (Chinese white pear)
Lineage: Eukaryota; Viridiplantae; Streptophyta; Magnoliopsida; Rosales; Rosaceae
Exons: 1
Coding region: 151-360 (69 amino acids)
Source: RefSeq, a predicted model, not a curated record